This is a messenger RNA of Oncorhynchus keta (chum salmon), 6208 nucleotides long. RefSeq names its product solute carrier family 39 member 14 (gene slc39a14). Gene Ontology annotation, biological process: intracellular zinc ion homeostasis; zinc ion import across plasma membrane. NCBI's taxonomy places the organism in Eukaryota, Metazoa, Chordata, Actinopteri, Salmoniformes, Salmonidae. The transcript is spliced from 10 exons. The record is from RefSeq and is a predicted model, not a curated record. Gene Ontology annotation, molecular function: zinc ion transmembrane transporter activity. Gene Ontology annotation, cellular component: membrane. Bases 376 to 1839 code for a protein of 487 amino acids.
CAUACAGCGAAUGGGCCGAGAAACAAGAUCAUAUCUGGUCCAGCGUUAUCUUUGGCAUGAGAGAGGGAGAUUAGUAGCCUUUGUUGCAUUUGUGAUGCAUUGAAAAGGGUGCCUUCUUUAUGGACGAUUGAUUGCAAUAUAUAUAUAUAUAUAUAUGCAAAGUAAGGAAGACAUCACACGUGCGGGAGUUAGUUAGCGAGCUGAUCUUCCCCAGCGGGUAGUUGACUGCCCUGCUCUUUCCAUCUCUUCACUCUACUACCCAAGCCCGACUGAAGACCUAAGAGCUCUACUCUGUGCCGAGAGCUCUAAGCCCCGUCACACUACUCAGGUUGGAAGAGCCGUAACCCAGCCAGUGGAGGGGUCAUCAUAAUCACCAUGACUCAGAGUCCCGUCCAUGGCUGCUCUGUCUGUGUGGCCCAGCUGACAGUCUUCCUCGCCCUGCUGUUGUGUCCCCUGGGGAGAGCACUCGGCGAAGACCAGGCUUCUCCGGCCCAGGUGCUGCAGGGCCUGUUGGAGCGAUAUGGGGACAAUGCCACCAUCUCUGUUCCCCAGCUUCGCUCUUUGUUGGCACGACUCGGUGCACCCGGCCUGGGGGACAACGGCACCGUAGCCGAGGCCACAGCUCCACCGGCGCCGCCCAGAGUCAACCUGUCCAAAUGCUUACCUGGAGACACCCUGGCAGUUUACAGUAUGAACGAGCAGUCUCGUCUGGAUGGGCGUGGUCUACAGGAGCUCUGCCCCACCAUGCUUCAGCAAUUGGACUCUGGCGCAUGUGGGGUGGAGAAAAAGGAGGAGCUUAUCAUAGACCCGCCUUCCAAACCCACUGCUGCUGAAGUUUGGGGUUAUGGCUUCCUGUGUGUGACCUUCAUUUCUCUGUGUUCGCUGGUUGGGGCCAGUGUGGUCCCCUUCAUGAGGAAAACCUUUUACAAGCGUCUGCUGCUCUACUUCAUAGCCCUGGCCAUUGGCACCCUCUACUCCAACGCCCUGUUUCAGCUCAUCCCAGAGGCAUUUGGUUUUAACCCUAUGGUGGACAACUAUGUGUCUAAGUCCACGGUGGUGUUCGGAGGGUUCUACCUCUUCUUCUUCACUGAGAAGGUCCUCAAGAUGCUGCUCAAACCCAAGGAUAAGGGCCAUGACCACAGCCAUUUCCCAGCCAACGGAGACAUGGAAGAGGGCGUGACAGAGAAGCUGCAGCAGAGUGGAGAGGCGGGGCUUAACCUGCCCAAAGUGGACGGAGGAGAGGGGGACCGCAUGCUCACCCCUGCACUGACACCACCGGACUCUCAGAGCCUGGGUGGAGGGAACAGCAGAGGAGGCUGCUAUUGGCUGAAGGGUACAGCAUACUCUGACAUCGGCACUCUGGCCUGGAUGAUCACGUUGAGCGACGGGCUCCAUAACUUCAUCGACGGCCUGGCCAUCGGAGCCUCCUUCACUGCCUCGACCUUCCAGGGCAUCAGCACCUCCGUGGCUAUACUCUGUGAGGAGUUUCCCCAUGAACUGGGAGACUUUGUGAUCUUGUUGAAUGCUGGGAUGAGCAUCCAGCAGGCUCUGUUCUUUAACUUCCUGUCUGCCUGCUGCUGCUACCUGGGCAUGGGUUUUGGCAUCCUGGCAGGAAACAGCUUCUCACCUCAAUGGAUCUUUGCCCUGGCAGGGGGCAUGUUCCUCUACAUCGCCCUGGCAGACAUGUUCCCGGAGAUGAACGAGGUGAGUCGUGAGGAGGAGGAGGCAGGGGGAAGCAGCUUCCUUGUGACCUUCAUCAUCCAGAACGCGGGCCUCCUAACCGGCUUUGCCAUCAUGCUGCUACUGACCACCUACUCUGGAGCCAUCACUAUAGACUAGCAUUAGUAUUCACACAACUACACCCUGUCGGUUUUAACCAGAUCCAACCGCUUUCAACUGUAAUGAUUCCUUUUGGAGCUGAAUGGAAAUGCCCGCCCCUCCCUCCCCAGGCUCCCUCCCCAGGCCCCAUUUUGCCCCCCGAUUCUCCCUCAGGACUUUAGAGACCCAGGGCUUCGGUACUAGUGCGGCAGGAACGCACCCUAUAAGACUUAAGCAGUUCCCAAAUGCAGUAGCUACUAGUACACUGGCAGGGGAACAGGCCUCCCUCAUUUCUCUUGGGCCUUUUCUGACCCCCCUAGUAUACUGGCAGGGGAACUGCCCUCCCUCAUCUCUCUUGGGCCUUCUCUGACCCCCCUAGUACACUGACAGGGGUACCACCCUCCCUCAUCUCUCUUGGGCCUUCUCUGACCCCCCUAGUACACUGGCAGGGGAACAGGCCUCCCUCAUCUCUCUUGGGCCUUCUCUGACCCCCCUAGUAUACUGGCAGGGGAACUGCCCUCCCUCAUCUUUCUUGGGCCUUCUCUGACCCCUCUAGUACACUGACAGGGGUACCACCCUCCCUCAUCUCUCUUGGGCCUUCUCUGACCCCCCUAGUACACUGACAGGGGUACCACCCUCCCUCAUCUCUCUUGGGCCUUCUCUGACCCCCCUAGUACACUGACAGGGGUACCACCCUCCCUCAUCUCUCUUGGGCCUUCUCUGACCACCCUAGUACACUGACAGGGGUACCACCCUCCCUCAUCUCUCUUGGGCCUUCUCUGACCCCCCUAGUACACUGACAGGGGUACCACCCUCCCUCAUCUCUCUUGGGCCUUCUCUGACCAGCCCCCCCCUUGCCAGCUAGGUGACUAGCCUAGAGAUCCCUUUCCCUUCUGUUCUAUGCCACCUGCAGGGACAGGAACGGGUCAUAGGCAGGGGGGUAGGACCCCCAUAUUAUCUCCUAUGCUGAUGACCAACAGACAUGCAAUAUCUACAAACCAUUUAUUCAAACACAGUUCAUAUAUAAACUAUAACUAGGUAUAAAUAAAGUUAUUUAAUCAAACACUUCCUUGUUCCCCAGACUACUGAGAGACCAUUUCGGCUCUACAAAGACUCUUGCUGUUGUCAUGGAGAUCAUUCUGUCAUUGGUUAGUUUGGACAUGCAUGAUGAUCGUCGAGUUGGACAUUUUGAGCAACCAGGGGUGUAUUCAUUAUGGAAACCGUUUGAGAACCAAACAGAGCAAAUGGAACGAAAUGGUAAGGAACCUACCAGAAUUUGUCCAAUAGAAACGGUUGUUUGGUUUCUGUUGCAAAACAUUUUUGCAACAGAAUCAGCGUAAUGAUUACACCCCAGGGUCCAGUGACUUGGAAAUAGUGUAUUUAUGUUACCCAUAUGCCUCUGAGUGCCCAUGGGCCAAACUACGGUGGCCUGCGCAGCACAAUCAGGUAAUAGCAGUUGUAUUGUAGACAUCCUUGGACCUUUUUUCAUUGUCAGAGUGCAAACCCUUUUUUCAUUACAUACCAAAAAGAAAGUGUUCCAUAUAUAUAUAUAUGACACACAGAUCAACUGGAAAGUUGAGCAAGCCGCCGUGAAGAAGAUCAAAUACUUUCCCCAACAUAGGACUGAUGUGUCUGUUAUGUUUUACUUCAGGAGGAACCAGACAAAUGCAACACGUGUGAAUUUUUAACCACAACAUGUGGACAGACAGACCGUUUAUGAUGGACUCCACUGGGACUUUGUAGCUUGGGACAAGAACCUCCUCUGAUUUGUAGCUUUCUGUCCUGGUUUCCUCGGUUGACAUUGUUCUCUACUAAGAUCCCUUGCAAAAAGCUCCCUAUUAUAGUACACUUCCUAAAAUAAGGUUUUCUGUAGGGAAUAGAGUGCCAUUUUGGACAAAGCCUAUGUUUGAUGGAUGGACGGACUAUGGUGGCACCUGAAGCCACGGUCUAUUUCUCCCAAUCAGUUCCCCCAUCUAGCUAACCAUCUGUGCCCUUCAUAUGUCGUUGACCUGAUUUUUCUAAGACUCCAUUCCUUAUCCAUGCCGUUGUCAUUUUGAGAUAACGUCUAUUGUUGUAUUAUUUGUAUGUAAUGAAUGAAUGUUUAGAAUCAAAGACACACUUAAAGGAGGAGUUCACUAUUUUACAAGAUAAUGUUGAGAUGGUUCCUCACCCUGAACAUAGUCAAUGGGCCAGGAGAAACUGUAACCCAUGGUUCAGUUUUCUUUAAACAGCCACAACAAACGUCAGCUUUUACCCCACCGCUGGCUAAACAUCGAUAGAAGUGAUGGGCAGCUAUUAAAAAGUCAAAUGUCCAAAUCGCCCAAAAUCAAUUAUAUAUUUUGUUUGCUGUAACUUUAAAGUGAUUUGGCCUUUAAAAAAUUAAAAAAAACAUGCUCACAGCUCCAAUCACUUCCAUAGAUGUUUAGCUAGCGGUGGCCAAAGUUGGUAAUGGCUGUUUAAUGAAAACCAAAUGUUUUAUUUAACUAGGCAAGUCAGUUAAGAACAAAUUAUUGGGCCUCCCGAGUGGCGCAAGACACUGCAUCGCUGUGCCACAUGAGAUUCUGGGUUCAGGCUCUGUCGCAGCCGGCCGCGAUAGGGAGACCCAUGGUGCUGUGCACAAUUGCGCCAGCGCUGUUAGGGUAAAGGUUUGGCCGGCAGGGAUGUCCUUGUCCCAUCGCGCACUAGCGACCCCUGUGGCGGGCCGGGCACAGUGCACCCUGACACAUUAAUGCGGCUGGCUAACGAGGAGUUAAAUGGGCAUUGUGUCAAGAAGCAGUGCAGGUUGUGUUGGGAGAGGCGGUCAAGAGCUGCGCGUUCUCCGAAACACAACCAAGCUGCUUCUUGACAACAAUGCCCAUUUAACGAGGAAGUCAGCCGCAUCAAUGUGUCGGAGAAAACACCGUGUCCGGGUGCACUCCUGCGCCAUAGACUACUUUUAGAGUGAGGAACCAUCUCACAAAAAGUUGUAAAAUACUGAACUACUCAAUUUUUAAUAUGUUUUUGUCCUUAUCCAACACCCUAUAGAAACCAUCUCACUCCUUCAGUGACGUGAGGGUGUCAUUCAUGUAGCAAUGCCCAAACCACAUGGUUGAAUCUGUAAGGCUUGCCAUGUUUUAGCCUGUAAUGAAUAUUCAGCUUCUACAAUGUCAAUGGUUGAUUAGAUCAGUGAGUUAUGAAGUACAUAUUAUAAUAUAAUACGUAUUAUAUUAGUGCUGUGGUCAUGACAGUGCUAUAGGGUUAUAUAACAGUUGAUACGAAGAGAAGUUAUAAGUUAAGUUGUUAUAGCUUUGCCACCAGGGACCGGUGUGGUAGUAACAAAAAUGUGCUGUGACAUGAGGUCAACAAAACUGUAAGACCGUGAUGAUGCAGGACGAGUGAGCUUCCUUAGUCUCGACAGAUUUUAGUUGGAGAGAAUGAAUUGUACCAUUUAGCAAAUGCAAUUGUGUGUAAUAUUAUAAGUGACCCCUAGAGGGAGACACUGCCUCUGAAAUGAAUCGGCAUAAAGCGGUGGGGGAUAUUUCCCAACCUUCAUUGAAUAUUUGCUCAGAGCUGUACUAUAGUUGCUAUGCAUUGACUUCAAUGUCGGUCUACAAUUUAUCUUGUUUUUAUUGGCAUAGAAUAGAUUAAAAUCCUAAAGAUUAGUGAGUAAUUGCUCUUUCCCUUUUCUGAGGCAAUCUAUAUGAAAUAAACCAUCUCAUGAAUUGUACAAUGGCAACCAUAAUGUAUUGGAACGUUUUGAAACGGUUAGUUGUACGGAUAAUCAGCGUUAUUGUUUAAGCCAUAAUGUUUUGAAAUGCAUUUUACAUUUUAAGUUUAUGCACAUUACACACUUCUUUUGUUUUAGAAAUACAAGCCAUGUGAAACUAGACAAUGCUGCACUAUUUUUGUUGUAUUUAUUCCAUUUUCUUCUUAGCGAUCAUUUUACAUUUUUUGCACAUGUAAAACAGAUUUGUUAGUCAUAUGGAUACAUCAAUACAACACGUAUGAAAUCAGAGUACAUACACAGUCAACACACAUUUCCACCUCGACGUCUUCAGUCUCCAUUUCGACAAGUCCAUACCUCCAUGCAGGAGUUUGCUGUCUGAAACACUUAAUUGUGUGUGACUAACCAGGGUUGGUGUCAAUUCAGAACGUAAACCAAAUUCCAAUUCCGAAUGUUGUUAAUUGAGAAUUUGAUUUGUAAUUUCGGUUUACUUCCUGAAUUCAAAUGGAAUUGACCCCAACUCCGAUUCAAACUGACUUUAGACUUUUUAAAGAAGUUAUUUAUUGGUGACGUAAAUAUGUCAGACUCCUGUGAAUAGUGGUGUCAAGGAAGUGUUGUACUUUUUGCAGUGUGUUGUGGGAGCAGGGAACAUGUAUUUUUUUUUUAUAAACAAUUUUCCUAAAUUAA